Cyclopterus lumpus (lumpfish) is the source of this 1889-nucleotide messenger RNA. RefSeq names its product ER membrane protein complex subunit 8 (gene emc8). Bases 306 to 920 code for a protein of 204 amino acids. Gene Ontology annotation, cellular component: EMC complex. The record is from RefSeq and is a predicted model, not a curated record. The transcript is spliced from 5 exons. NCBI's taxonomy places the organism in Eukaryota, Metazoa, Chordata, Actinopteri, Perciformes, Cyclopteridae.
AUUUCCAUUCUGAUUUACGGCACCACCGGUGCUGCAGAAACGAGAGCAAGGUGGAAGCAAGACUAGCUUAGAUUUCCUAACACAGUAAUUAAUCUUACGUAAAAAAUACUAUUGUCAUUUUUUAUAAUUGUGAAGCUUACAGGUUCGUGUCAGUCAGGUGACUGCUGAGGUAUAUAUCUAUAUAUAUACACUUUGUUGUUGGCAUUAACAUUAGCUAACCGUAGCAGACAGCUUCUCAUCGUGUAGCCACUCAACUUCUCAGGAUCUGUCAAUUUUUUACCGAGUCCGCCGAUUUUCUCACAAACAUGCCUAUCCAGCUGACAAGUCAGGCUUACUGUAAAAUGGUUUUACAUGCAGCCAAGUACCCUCACUCUGCUGUGAAUGGCUUGUUGGUGGCCGAGAAAAUGAAGGAGAAAAAGAAAGAGAGCCACUGGGAACCGGUCUUGUGUGUGGACUGUGUGCCGUUGUUUCACGGCACUCUUGCUCUAGCACCGAUGCUUGAAGUAGCUUUAACACUGAUUGAUACUUGGUGUAAAGAAAAUAAUUACGUCAUUGUCGGAUAUUAUCAAGCCAAUGAACACACAAAGGAUUCAAGACCCAACCAAGUUGCAGAAAAAGUUGCUGCCAGGAUUUCUGAGAACUUCAGUGAAGCAGCAAUUGUUAUGGUGGACAACAGUAGAUUAAGAAUGAGCUGUUUUGAGCCCAUUGUGCAUAUCUAUGACCAUCAUGAAAACAAGUGGAAAAGCAGAGAAGUAACUUUUGACUGUUUUGAGGACUGGAGCGAAGCGCAGAAGAUCACAUCUGCUCUGUUAGAGGGAAGGUCCUACGAGAGCUUGAUUGACUUUGACAAUCACUUGGAUGAUCUGAGGAACGACUGGACCAACCCUGUGAUCAACAAGUCCGUCCUGGAUCUGUGCUAAGCCAGUCAGUCAGGAGUACUCUUCACAUAGACACAUAUUUCUGCCGUUUCAGCAUGCAUGAUGCUACUUACCUCGUAGCACAGGAGUACAAUAAUGCUGAACGCAUGACCUUUGUUCCAUGAAAAGCUCCCUGCUAUUGAGAGGAUCUUGCGGAGCACUGACCAUUUAGGCCAACUUCUCUCACGGGCAAGAGCCAUAUGUGCUCUGUUGGCAUGUGUCGGCCUUUACAAGGUGAUGCUGAGGUGAUGAAGGCCAUUAUGUGUUUGACUGCAACUUUAAUGUGUUUUUUUUUCCUACAAUGGUUUGUGUUUAUUCAUAGUUGUGUGCAUAUAUUUAAAUUCUUAGAGUUUUUAAUAAAUCUUUCCCUAGCCAUACAGAGAUCAAUAAAUUUAAAGAGAUGAUUGUACUACUAAGAUAUGAUAUAGAUACAUGUUCUCUAUUAUAGGUGUAGUUUGUUUUAAGCCCUCAAAUUUAAAUAUAGAACCAUAGUCUGAAUAUGUUUGUGAGCAGUUUAUUUAUAAACAAUAUAAGAAUAUAGAUGAAACGGAGAGGCAGUAGAUUAUUUAAAAUGUUUUCUUAUCUUUGCCAUAACUCCUCAAAAGAUUAAUUCUUAUGCAAACAUUUCUAUGAUGGGUGUCUCUUGUUAUUGUUCCUGGUACACUUCAGAAUGAAAUUCUUCUGAUGAUACAAUGUUGGCGUAUUGGCUUUUGAUUCUUGCUCUGGAAGAUUUGUUCAGAAAUACAGUCCGUCAAAUCAGAUCACAGGAAUCUGAAUUAUGUUUCAUGUUAGGUAUCUGUUGUAAGAACUAGGUACUAGUUUGUAUUUAUACUUAAUUGACUGCUCUAAAUCCUACUAUUUAAUAUGUAAUGUUAAAAUAUUUGAAUACUUAAUGUUGGGAUACAGAACUACCUUUUGUAUUUCAAAUUAGAAUGAAUCAGUAAGAGCUAUUAAAUAAUGCUGUUGAAGUCA